AUGCACAUCAAAGACAAGCUCCGCGAGGCCGAAAGAUCCGGUCAUCCCACUUUUUCCUUUGAGUUCUUCCCUCCAAAGACAACUCAAGGCGUACAAAAUCUUUAUGAUCGUAUGGACCGCAUGCAUGGCCUUGGACCAAGCUUCAUAGAUAUCACCUGGGGUGCCGGAGGCAAUAUUGCCCAGCUGACAGUGGAGAUGGUCAGUGUAGCCCAAUCUCAGUACGGCUUGGAGACCUGUAUGCACUUGACUUGCACCGAUAUGGGACUGGAGAAAGUAGACAAAGCCCUCAAGGAUGCCUAUCAAGCUGGCUGCACCAACAUUCUUGCGCUCCGUGGCGACCCACCCAGAGAACAGGAGAAAUGGACUGCUACUGACGGUGGUUUCCACUACGCCAAAGACCUGGUCAAACACAUUCGUGCAACCUAUGGAGAUCAUUUCGACAUUGGAGUCGCUGGAUAUCCGGAGGGCUGCGAUGACCAAGACGAUCCUGAACUAUUAUUGGACCAUCUAAAAGAGAAGGUGGAAGCUGGUGGUACGUUCAUCGUUACGCAGAUGUUCUACGACGUCGAAAACUUCCUCGAAUGGGUCGGAAAAGUGCGUGCUAAGGGUAUCAAUGUCCCCAUCAUACCUGGUAUUAUGCCAAUCAAUACUUAUGCAAGUUUUCUUCGCAGAUGUAAUCACAUGGGCUGCAAAAUUCCACCAAAAUGGGCCACAGCAUUGGAAGGCAUAAAGAACGAUGAUUCUGCUGUUCGAAGCAUUGGAACUGGCCUUGUAGCAGAAAUGUGCCGUAGAAUCCUUGCGUCUGGUCUGAUACAUCAUCUCCAUUUCUACACUAUGAACUUGGCUCAAGCCACUCGCAUGGUAUUGGAUCAACUAGGAUUGACGCCCUCUGAGGAACGACCCCUAAAGCAAGCUUUACCUUGGCGACAAUCCUUGAGCCUUGGUCGUCGGGAUGAGGAUGUGCGCCCUAUAUUCUGGAAAAACCGUAACAAGUCCUACGUUACAAGAACUCAAGACUGGGAUGAAUUUCCUAAUGGUAGAUGGGGAGAUUCCAGGUCGCCAGCAUUUGGCGAGCUCGAUGCUUACGGUAUUGGUCUGAAGGGCUCCAAUCAACAAAAUCGAAAGCUCUGGGGCGAACCUGAAUGUAUCCAAGAUGUAGCCGAGAUAUUUGUCAAGUACUUGGAUGGAAAGAUUGAAAGCUUGCCAUGGAGUGAGGCACCCAUUUCAAGCGAAGCUAACAAAAUUAAAAAAGAAUUGGAAGAUCUAAAUCGACGUGGAUUUCUCACAAUAAACUCUCAGCCUGCUAUUAAUGGUAUUAAGUCAUCCGACUCAACAUAUGGCUGGGGCCCUCCAAAUGGCUAUGUUUAUCAAAAAGCUUAUCUAGAGCUCCUGGUUCCGGCCUAUCUUAUCGAUGAACUCCUCACAAGGGUUUCGAAAGAUGCAUACCUGACCUACUAUGCUGUGAACAAGGCUGGAGAUCUGAAGACCAACUCAACUCACGAGGGACCCAACGCUGUGACUUGGGGAGUUUUCCCAGGCAAAGAAAUCGUGCAACCAACGAUAGUUGAGACAAUAAGUUUUCUAGCAUGGAAAGAUGAAGCGUUCCGUCUUGGUAUAGAUUGGGCUCAGUGUCACUCGGCAACGAGUCCUAGUCGUCGGCUCAUUGAGAAGAUUAUGGAUACAUGGUACCUCGUCAACAUUGUGAACAACGACAUUUUUGAAAAUAACAAACUGUUCGAACUUUUUGAAGGCCUUCAGGUCAACGACAUCGACAAACCCUUGGAAAGCCCCAAAAUUAUGAAUGGUAACUCUGUCCAUCAAAAUGGACAUGAGCCUCACGUAAAUGGGAAAGUAACCAUCGAAAAUGGAAACCACUGA
This is a messenger RNA of Blumeria graminis f. sp. triticale, 1878 nucleotides long. The record is from the annotation of a GenBank genome assembly. Lineage: Eukaryota; Fungi; Ascomycota; Leotiomycetes; Helotiales; Erysiphaceae.